Oncorhynchus nerka (sockeye salmon) is the source of this 1483-nucleotide messenger RNA. Its product is annotated as transmembrane protein 199-like. The coding region runs from base 377 to 976 and encodes 199 amino acids. Gene Ontology annotation, biological process: vacuolar proton-transporting V-type ATPase complex assembly. The record is from RefSeq and is a predicted model, not a curated record. Lineage: Eukaryota; Metazoa; Chordata; Actinopteri; Salmoniformes; Salmonidae. Gene Ontology annotation, cellular component: endomembrane system. The transcript has 6 exons.
GCUGCUUCCUCUUUCUGUUGUCGUUACUGCUAGCUAGUAAAAUUAACGAAACGGUCAUCAUUGUCGGACAACUUAAAACGGGUGGUUGAUACGAUGAUGAGAUGAAUGCUAAAUGUAUCAAUUUGUGAAGAAUUGGCAAUGGAUAAUCUGUAUAAACUGUCAACGUUUCCUCCUGGUCGUGGGUUUACUAGCUAAAGACGUUAGCUGCUUGCUAUCCUUGUAGCUAGAGCCUUCUCCGCUUGCAGCUAGCUAGAUCAGCUGGCAAACUCGGCUCAGCCAGCUACGGGAGAAUAACAAUUAGCUAAUACAGCCACUUGUCAGCACAGUUCAUUGUAGCUAGCUACAUCAGUUUGACAGUUAACGUUAUCUAAAGAGAAUGGCGUCGUCUUUUGUGAUUGGAAACACAUUUCGAGAGAGGGUAAGAGACUUGCUGGAGAACGAUGAGUUUUCAGUUCCAACGGAGCUACAGAAAGAAGUGGAGGAUAUUCUUCAACAGGAACCACCAUCAACUCUGUCCUUCAGAACUGCUAGAAAACUUAAUAAAUGUCUGCAAGACAAUGGUCAACCUUUCUACCUUCAUGAGUUGUUGGAGGACAGCUCAUUGCACCUGCCUAAGGUUGAAAUGCCCCCCAGAAACCCUAUGCUUGUGGCUCGUCUGGAACGAAUCAAAGCCAAGUUGGCCAAUGAAGAAUACAACAGGAUCACACGGAAUGUAAACACUCAGCAAAUUAAUCGUCGUGAGACACUGGCAGACUUUGGGAGAGAAGUGCGCUCAGCCAAAGCUGCAGUUGUGACGGUCUUAAACUUCCUAGUGACAGUGGCGGCGACGUUCGCUUGCGCCUAUCUCGGCAGUCAAUACCUCUUCACAGAGACAGCGGCGAGGGUGAUAUCUGCAGUGAUUGCUGCGUCCGUCGUCGGCCUGGCAGAGCUGUAUGUUCUGGUACGGACCAUGGAGGGAGAGCUAGGAGAACCAUAGCACCAGUCAGUGUUCUUAUCAACAAAAUACUUUUCCUGGAGAACAAUCCCUUAUCUGACCCACCAGUGGACUUCAAAACAGAAAUCAAAGGGGUUGAGUGGAAGUUGACAUGACCACAAAACUAUUGAUAAGAAUUGUCCCAGGUCGUUCGCAUAUUGAAAACGGAUUAGUGUCAAGAUCUUGAAUGUGACCCAGAUGUUAAAGUUGUUUGUGUUUUACCAUCGCUGCUCUAUGAUGAAGUUAUCGCCAUGUUUCACAACUCAUUUACUAAUGUGGACUAACAAAGUUGGGAUAUUUAUCUAUUUAUUUACAUCCAUGAUGUUUUUAUAGGGCCUGUUAAAUUAGCCCCCUUCAUAACAUUUGUCUCAUAAUUUCCUACUUAGAUGGAACAGGGAUUUUUUUUCUCAUGCAAUAGCUUAUUCAUACUGUAUUUUCACGGUCCUUCAGUAUGUCUGUAUAGUUGGUAUUGUUUGUCUAUUCAAUAAAAUGAGCGCCCAGGUAAUUCAA